AUGGUGGACCAUUCUCCUGAGCAACGCGGCAAGCAAUACCACCGCAGAAGAAGAACGCUGGGCUGGCUACAUGGCCAUCAUGUUCAAGGCUUUGCCGUUUACCGGCUACUGGCCGUGGUCUCUUCUGGCCUAUGCCUAGCGCAGGCCUUUGCUGCAUCUUCUCUUCGGAGUAGAUCUGUGGCGGUGUCGCGACGAGCUGAGCCAGACAAAGUCGAGGUGAUCCAAAACGCUGCGUCAUUCUCGUUUCCUGAAGGAGCAGCCUUUGCCUCAAGCUACCUCGCGCCGAAGGGCGAUUCUGGACUUGCUGCGGUUCUGGCGACAACCGACCAGAUCGGUCUGGUACUUCUGUUCGCUGGCGUGGUGAUCUCCUUGGGUGUGUACAUCCGGCUGAACAUCUGGGGCGAGAUUGAGAUGACCUAUUCGAAAGCUUUGAUGGACAAUGCCAUGAAGAUCCCGAACAAGAUGAUCGACGACGCCCCAGGCCUCGCUGAGAAGAUAUUCGCCUUCAUUGUCGGCUUCAUUAUGGCGAUUACUCUAGGAGUUUUGUCCUUCACCAUUGGCGUCAUCAUAGAUGUGGUGGUCGGUCUUCUACCCACACUGGCCGUCCUGGUGCCUUUGGGCCUUGCCUUGGGGAACUACGCCCUGA
Symbiodinium sp. CCMP2592 is the source of this 646-nucleotide messenger RNA. Lineage: Eukaryota; Dinophyceae; Suessiales; Symbiodiniaceae. The record is from the annotation of a GenBank genome assembly.